AUUUUUAGAAUAAUGUGGGACCCUAAUGCAUCUAUUUAAGAAAAAUAAAAAAUGGAGUAAUAUAUGAAAGAGAAGAUUCUAGAAACUUUCAAUUUAUUUGCUCAAGAUAAAAAAGGUUAUGUUGAUAAAAAGUAAUAUUGGCGUAUAAUAUAAAAGGGAAAUUCCAUAUAUAAUGAGAUUCUUAGGGAAAUUUCCUAGUGAAGCUUAAGUGAGCAAAACUAUUCUUCCAUAAAUUGAAGAGGAUGAGCCUAGUGAGUCAAUCAAAUAUUAAAAAUUUGAACCAUUCAUGAUUUAAGGUAAUAUUUGACUUACAAAUUUUAGUAUUAAAGAGCAAUGAAUAUGAUCCAGAUGAUACAGAUACAUUAUUAGCAGCAUUUAGAUAAUUAGAUGAAGAAAAGAAAGGAUAUAUUGAAAUUGAUACAUUAAAAUAAAAGCUUACUACUAUGGGGUAAUUAUUAAAUUUAUUAUAUCAUAUAGUAUUCAAUUUAGACCUUUAGAGAUUGAUGACUUUAUCAAAUUUGCUACAAAUGGAGAUCCAAAGUAUAAUUAUUUAUUAAUUCUUUUAGUGCAACUGUUAUCUAUUAUGAAGAUUAUAUUUUGAGAUUACAAUUCUUUAUUGAGAAACAUAUGGAAUCUGUUACAAAAUAAUACAAUCCUGAAAAAUGA
Messenger RNA from Paramecium sonneborni, 666 nucleotides. The record is from the annotation of a GenBank genome assembly. NCBI's taxonomy places the organism in Eukaryota, Ciliophora, Oligohymenophorea, Peniculida, Parameciidae.